Molecule: messenger RNA, 1296 nt
Organism: Daphnia pulex (common water flea)
Lineage: Eukaryota; Metazoa; Arthropoda; Branchiopoda; Diplostraca; Daphniidae
Exons: 3
Coding region: 122-991 (289 amino acids)
Biological process (GO): modification-dependent protein catabolic process; protein ubiquitination
Cellular component (GO): nucleus; cytoplasm
Molecular function (GO): ubiquitin protein ligase binding; protein tag activity
Source: RefSeq, a predicted model, not a curated record
AAUGUGUCAACAACCACGUGAAAUCGCGAAAGAUAACUUCCAAGUUAUCGUGUUUCAUCGUGUAAGUUAGUUGUCUUAUCAACGUGGUUUCAACUAUUUUCAAAGUCAAACAAAGUCCGCCAUGUCUUCUAGAGAUACAAAACGUAUAAACGUAGCUGCACCUGCUUUAUUGGUUCAAGAAAACCAGAUGCAGAAACAAUUUAUAGAAUUCCCAUGCUCAUCUAUUCGUCUCGGGUCGUAUAAUUUAAGUGGAUCUUCAUUUAUCGUACAGGUGUCAUCAACAGAGGUUUUGUUAGAAUCAGCCUCCAACAACCAAGAAUCACAAUCAAAUGUUGGUGCAUUUCAAUUUGAUUUGCAUUUCCCUGUCAAAGAACUGCUCGAAUUUUCAUCUCAUUUCCACCCAACUCAUCCAGUUCUUUUCUUGACAUUCAGCCCUGAACUGAGCCAAAAUGUUUCAAAUCUGUUGAAUCUUGACCAAAAUGGACCUUACUGGAAUUCCCAGAGCACUAAAGAGAUCGAAAAAAGAAUGACUUUAAUUCCCCACACUUUAGAUGCUUCAGCCAUUAAGGAAAUCGUUUCAAUGCUGUGCAAAAAUUGCAGAAUCAACGAAUUAAAAGUCGCUGAGGCAACUCAACUCCUCCAGAUUUCAAUACCGUCAUCAGACGAACAAAAGUAUCUGGAUGCUUUUAAUCGUGCCAUGAAAUCAAUCCGAGUUUCCUCGUCAACAAUUCCGAAGAAAAAUGAGAUCGAAAUGCAGAUUUUUGUCAAGACAUUUUCCGGUAGGACUAUCACUCUUACAGUUGAGCCUUCAAACACUAUCGCUUGGGUGAAAGACAAAAUUCAGGAAAGGGAAGGUCUCCCGUCUGAUGAGCAAUGUCUAAUGUUUGCUGGAAAGCAGAUCGGUCGGUUCGAUAGCCACACUUUGUCCGAGUUUUGCAUUCACAAGCAGUCAACCUUGGAAUUAUUGUCCCGAAAUCACAUAAAAUUGUAAAUAGCCUAUCCAAAAAAGCAGAUUGCAAUUCCAGUUUUGAUAUAAUUGAUUAAUAUUUAAAUAAGCGCGUCGUUAUUCUGAUUUGUGUUGUUGCUAGUAUUAGUAGAGGAAAUACUCAAUCAAAUGAUAGACCUACCGUGAUUCUGCACGAGUAUAAUUUUUUCUUACAUUUUUCUCUGUUGGACCCAGCGCUCAUUUAACAGUCAAAAAGUCAAACUCUGCCAACAUCUCAAACAACUUGCGACAACUUGUAUGCAAAGAUUUUCCGGUUCGCCUUGAAUAAAUACCAAGAAGUUGUGACGUCA